Molecule: messenger RNA, 1466 nt
Organism: Solenopsis invicta (red fire ant)
Lineage: Eukaryota; Metazoa; Arthropoda; Insecta; Hymenoptera; Formicidae
Gene: Cks30A
Product: cyclin-dependent kinases regulatory subunit
Exons: 3
Coding region: 289-540 (83 amino acids)
Biological process (GO): regulation of mitotic cell cycle
Cellular component (GO): cyclin-dependent protein kinase holoenzyme complex; SCF ubiquitin ligase complex
Molecular function (GO): histone binding; protein kinase binding; cyclin-dependent protein serine/threonine kinase activator activity
Source: RefSeq, a predicted model, not a curated record
CAUCGGCGUUCCCCGCGACGAAGGCGAGAACACGAGAUAACGACGUCGCGUGAUCGGCGACGAGGCAACCGUCUGACUCGCGGUGUCCCGCGGCCACCACUCCGCUCGCUCGUUCGACACAUCCGUUGGAACUUUCAAAUCAGACAGCGUACGUACGACGCACGCACGCGAGCAGGAGUGCACGUCUUGGCACGUCUCUCGGAGGAGCACGCCUGGCAAACCCAGUGUUUUCGUAAUUCUGUGCUGAAAUUCCCACGUGCCGACGCCGCCACGGAGUCGAAGGACGCGAUGCCGCACCAAAUCUACUAUUCCGACAAGUACUACGACGAUAAGUACGAGUACAGGCAUGUGGUUUUACCGAAAGAAAUGGUGAAGCUUGUGCCAAGGACCCACCUAAUGUCUGAGCAGGAAUGGAGAGCCAUGGGUGUUCAGCAAAGUCAAGGAUGGGUGCAUUAUAUGAUUCAUGAUCCUGAACCACACAUUUUGCUGUUCAAGAGAAAAAUAACAACGCCUUUGGAACUGAGAGGGGAAGAAAAUUAAAGCGAAGUUAUAUCGUCUUGUAAAUAAUAAUUCUGAUCAUGUUCAUAUUUAUAGUGGAAUACCAUUUACAAUCGUAAAUUACAAAUUUCUUUCCUUCUCUCUAUCGAUCUCGCUAGCAAGAUCGACAAUGUGCCGCGUAAAUAUGUCGAAAAUUCACUUUCUAAAAGUCUAAUUUUAAGAAAAUUGCAAACCAAUCAUAUGCAAAUCUAUUUAGUAAAAUUCCACAGAACAGUAUGUCCAUGGUCGUCUCUAUCUUUAAUUACUUUGCAUUGUCAUUUCAUGAAAAAAUGUCGAGCAAGUAUUCUGUAUAUAUGUCUAUAGAGUAUGUUAGAUCUUAAUCCCUGUUUAGUUCUUCCAUCUCUUUCUUUUUGCACUUUGGAACAGAGAAAAUAAGAUAUGUCGCGAAAUAUUAGCUCAGAAGCAAAAUGAAAUAUUCUAGUUGUUUCCAAAGACUGUAAUUUUCCGAAGCGAAGUAAUUCAUAAGAACAUGUGAUUACAGUGCCUUCUCGUAUAGGAACUUAGUCUAAAAUUCUUCAAUUAAAUUAAGGCGCUUAGAAUAAUGAUUUUCUUUUUAAGUUUGACACUUAAUGCAAAAGUUAUAAUUUAUACAGGGGAAGUGUAAACGCAUUGUUAAAUUCCAUGUAAUUCACUCAUUGCGAUUUUAGUACUUUGACUUUGGCACGAGAAGUCUUACGUUUAUUUUUUCGUUACGCAAUUUUUAUGUUCUCCCCAUUUCGAGUAAAUCUAUGUGUAUAAUUUAUGUAUCUUGAAAGUAUAUAAUUGGCUGCAUUAAUUUUACACUCAAAAUACAGGCCUUCCUACUUUAUGUUAGCUUAACAUCCGAGCGAUUUUGGUUUGCCUUUCGUAAAAAGAAAAAUGUACUAUCAUCAGUAUUGUGUUAAAUAAAUGUUUGCAUUUAUGAGUAA